This is a messenger RNA of Aspergillus ochraceoroseus IBT 24754, 1244 nucleotides long. It is a transcript of the gene med8, whose product is annotated as RNA polymerase II mediator complex subunit MED8. Gene Ontology annotation, cellular component: core mediator complex; mediator complex. NCBI's taxonomy places the organism in Eukaryota, Fungi, Ascomycota, Eurotiomycetes, Eurotiales, Aspergillaceae. Bases 234 to 1046 code for a protein of 270 amino acids. Gene Ontology annotation, biological process: regulation of transcription by RNA polymerase II. The record is from RefSeq and is a predicted model, not a curated record. Gene Ontology annotation, molecular function: transcription coregulator activity; RNA polymerase II cis-regulatory region sequence-specific DNA binding. The transcript has 3 exons.
UACUCCGUACCUAGGACCUAGGUAACUAUUCUUGAGGUGCUAUUUUGGUCACGGACCGGCCUAUCAGCGGAUACCAGAUGGUGAACCGGAUACCUACCUAGGUAGGUAGAGUAUUCGCCCACUUCUUUUCUUCCAAACACUUGACAACACCACAAAAGAACCAAACCCAUCCCACCUAAGAAGAGCAAUCGAAACAAUCAAACCAGAAAAAAAAAAAAAAAAAGACAGAAAGAAUGUCCGCCCUAUCCCAAGACCAAAUCAAAACCCUCGACCAAUCCCGCCACCGACUCGUCCAGCUCACGCGUUCCCUGGGAUCUCUAAUCACAAGCCUAAACCAAAGCGACCCGUUACCAUCGUGGACCUCCCUCCAAUCCCAAACAAGCAUCAUAUCCAACAACCUCCUCAGCAUAUCCGAGCACCUCUCCGAGAACCAAGCCACGCUGUGCUCCGUGGUCGCGUACCCGGCGCCCGAGUUCCCGUCGCGCACGCAAUCCAGCACCAGCACCAGCACCAGCACCAGCACCAGCACCAGCACCCUGGAGCAACUCCUCCGCACGAAGCUGGACCCGCGCGUCGAGGACUGGGUGUCGCGCGGCCGCCGCGCCGACGCCAGCGAGACCGAGGAGCGCAGGAAGGCGCAGCAGCAGCUGGGUGAGAACGAGUUGGCCGCGUUGUGGCGGUGGGCGCCUGUGGAGGCGAACCACGAGGCGAGGCGGCGGAACUGGGGCGGGGAUUUCACUUUGGAGGAGCGCGAGAGGGGCGUGCAGGUUGUUGCGGGGGAGUUGGGGCUGCGGAGGGGGUUGGAGGAUGAUGAGAGUAGUGACGAGGAGGAGGAGGAAGAGGACGAGGACGAGGACGAGGACGGGGACGAGGACGGGGAGAUGGAGGUUGUUGGGGUGAGGAAGAGUGCGAGUGGGAGUGGGUUGGAAUAUGAUAUUGCGGCUGCGACGGCGGGUUCGCUGCAUGAGAGGAUGGUUGCGCCCUUGGUGCCCUUGGAGGAGAUUCUACGGUAUAUGACUACGGGUGUGCCGCCGGGGCAGCGCUGAUGUUAUUACUUAUACAUUGGAUGUCUCAGUGGUACAGAUGCGACCAAGGAGUCCUUCCAGACGGCUUAGGCGACGCCCCCGAGCUGCGAGCAACCGGAGUUGCCUCAGGCGCCGAAACAGCGUACUUGAACUUGGGCGUCUGAACCGCUUUCUUGGGCUGCGAUGGGCUAUUCCAGUAGUACAGCAUCUGCGCCGCAA